AUGGCAGGAACCCUAGUGGCUGGACCAGGCCCACCUGUGGGAAGAGAGAAAGAGGUAGACGAGAGAGAAGGGAACUGCAGACUCUACUGGCAUUUCGGGUGUGGCGGCUGUCCCUGCGGGGGUGUCUGGAGCUACCCUCGACCAGGGUCGGAGGGGCCCCUGAGAGCAGCCUGCUGCCCGUGUCCCCAUUCCCCUCUGCGCCGGGGGCUGCCCUCAGCAGGCAACCCCGUCCACCCAGCCAUCCGGUUCCCUUGCCAGUGGGGGCCCAGCAUCCGUCCCCAGCAUCCGCCCCAGCAUCCGCCCCAGCAUCCGUCCCCCAGCAUCCAUCCCCAGCAUCCGCCCCAGCAUCCGUCCCCAGCAUCCGUCCCAGCAUCCGUCCCCAGCAUCCGCCCCAGCAUCCGUCCCCAGCAUCAGUUCCCAGCAUCCAUCCCCAGCAUCCGCCCCAGCAUCCGCCCCAGCAUCCGCCCCAGCAUCCAUCCCCAGCAUCCGCCCCAGCAUCCGUCCCCAGCAUCUGUCCCACCAUCCAUCCCAGUAUCUGUCCCAGCAUCUGUCACCAACGUCAACCCCCAGCAUUUGUCCCCAGCAUCCCUCCUGCUCCAGCGCCCUCCCUUCCACUCUGGUCUCCCAGCCCUUUCCACUGUCUAUUCUCCCUGCAGCCGCCAGAGGGUGUCUCUGGUCCCCGGGGCCUGCGCCAGGGCGCUGCGUCUUCCUGUGUCUGGGCAUAAAGUGAUGGCCGGGCAGGACCAUGGACGGCUCUGCCGGAAGCUGGGACUUGGGCCAGCGACAACCCCUCCCCACGGGCUGAACGUGAGGGACGGGGCCGCACUGCCUUGGCCAAGUGUGGACAGGGAUUCUGAGACCUCGCGGGGCUCCGCGGGGAAGUGUGGCCAUCGGCAAGUGACUGACGAUGUCUGCCUCAGGCUGGAUCGCAGCGGCAUCGGAUCCACUCGGGUCCUUUGCUGUCUUCACCACCCGACCUCAGACUGUGCGGGGCGGCGGGAAAAGGGGCAGGAUGUUGACCCCCUCAGUCUCCAGAGCUCCGUGUACGGGAGCCAGAAGUUCGAGGACCCUACAUACCAGGACCCAGACAGUGGGGAGCUGGGAUUUGAGGAGCAGGAUGAGGAGAUUCCCCCUGAGGAGGUGGCCGGGGAUGAGUUCCUGGAGCCCCAGAACCCAGAAGAGGCUCCUGCCAAGCUGGAGAGGGCUCUGAAGAGAGACUCAGACGAGGGUGUUCCUGAAAUGAGCCGGCUGUCCAUCACCCAGAAGUUCCCAGGCACCUCUGCACCCAAACGGAGGAAGAGGAGGCGGCUCCUUGAGCUGGCAAAACCCAAGACCAACUGGCAAGUCUUGAUAGACAGGACGGGAUGCCGUUGUAAGGGCUAUGCCUGGAUCUCCCCCUGCAAGACGAGCUUACACUUCUGUCUCUACUGGCCCUCCGUAUACUGGACUGAGCGGUUCCUCGAGGACCCCUGCCUCACCGUCACGGUGCCUGUGGUGUCCCCCCGGGUGGAGGAACUGUCUCGGCCCAAGAGGUUCUACUCGGAGUAUUUCAACAGCAACAGGACUACGCCCAUCUGGCCCAUUCCUCGGUCCACCUUGGAAUACCAAGCGUCUAAUCGCCUAAAGAAACUGGCCACCCCGAAGGUCCGGAAUAACAUUUGGAGCAUAAGCAUGUCCGAGGUGUCCCAGGUGUCCAGGGCGGCCAAGAUGGCAGUACCCAGCGCACGGAUCCUCCGGCUGGCAAAGCCCAGGGCCCCAGCCACCCUGACGGAAGAGUGGGACCCCAUGCCGAAACCUAAGCCGCAUGUGUCAGACUACAACCGUCUCCUGCACUUGGCCAUGCCCAAGACCCUGUCGGACAAGUGCGUUCCUGACCGAGAUCCCCGCUGGGAGGUGCUGGAAGUCACCAAGAAGGCAGUGGCCAGUCCCCGGAUCAUCUCGCUGGCCAAGCCCAAAGUGCGUGCGUGCCUCAAUGAAGGCUACGACACAUGUCCCCUCGCCUCUACGAGCUCGCCACCCCCAAAAGCAUCACCAAAAAAGUCUGACCUGCCAAGCCUGGCCUCUGAGACCUCGUUCCAGUAA
Molecule: messenger RNA, 2082 nt
Organism: Galeopterus variegatus (Sunda flying lemur)
Lineage: Eukaryota; Metazoa; Chordata; Mammalia; Dermoptera; Cynocephalidae
Gene: SPMAP2
Product: theg spermatid protein
Exons: 15
Coding region: 1-2082 (693 amino acids)
Biological process (GO): spermatogenesis
Source: RefSeq, a predicted model, not a curated record